GAACAGCCAAACAGGAAGCCCGGAAUAAAAGAACAACCCUCUGUGUAGGCCAGCUCAGUCGCAAGAAGUAUUUUCGACGAACAGAAGACUUUGAAGUCCUUUCUUCAGUAACUUUCAGUUUCAAGAAGGCGAUUUUCACAGUGAUUUUCACUUUCAUUGAUUGAUUGAAUUGCUGAAAACAUGGACAUGGACACAGUUGACGCUCUCGGUGAGCCUACCGAGUCUGAUGUGGUGGAUGCUCGUGGCCAGCCAGGCGGUGGGAGUCGCGUGGGGGCGGCGGCACAGAAGGAGUCUGACUUUGUGGCCGAUAUGUAUAACAUGAAGCACAAGAACCGCGGCAUCGCUGUCAUAUUCAACAACAAAGUCUUCCACAGACGCCUACAGAUGGGCGAUCGGCAGGGCACAGAUGUAGACUGUGAGAACAUGUAUAACCUCCUCAGUACAAUGGGCUUUGAUGAUAUCAGGACUUUCCAUGACUCAACUGUUAAGGAAAUGAGACAAGAAAUGCAGCAAGUGUCAAAGGAGGACCACACCCAGAACGACUGUUUUGUUUGUGUGAUUCUGAGCCACGGGAAGGAGGGAUAUGUCUUUGGACAGGACGACAAGGUCCCCAUUGAUGAGCUGGUUUUGCCCUUCAAAGGAAACAACUGCCCAUCGUUAGGUGGAAAACCCAAGCUCUUUUUUAUACAGGCUUGUCGAGGAACUGACCUGGAUUCUGGGGUAGAGGUGAGCGACGCCGCUCCGGAUGAGGAGGAAAGCAUGGAGGAGGAGGUGGUCAUGCGGAGGAUCCCAACGGAAGCUGAUUUCCUCAUGGCUUAUUCUGUUGUUCCAGGAUAUUUUGCGUGGAGAAACUCAAGCCGUGGUUCAUGGUUUGUUCAGGCCAUCUACGACGUAUUCUCGGAGCACUGGGAGAAAAUGGAUGUCCUCUCCAUGAUGACUAGGGUCAACAAGAAAGUGGCUUAUGACUUCCCAUCCAACGCCAGCAAGGAAUUCAUGAAUCGGAAAAAACAGAUCCCAUGUAUCACUUCAAUGCUCACCAAAGAUGUCUAUUUUAAAGGAUGAGUGAAAAAUGUUUGUUAUGUGGUUUUUAUUUUAUGGUGCCUUUUAUUAUUGAUUUUGUUUGCACGAAUAGUGUGUAACUGCACUAAAACAAAAAAUUAAAAAACUGAAGUAAUUAAUGUACAUCCAUAUCAAGAAAUUAAAAUUGGGCUUGACUUCAAUGUUAAAAAGAUUUUUUCUUUUAAUUAACCAUUUCCUGUUCAUAGUCAAUGGUUGUAUGAUGUUAUGAUGUGGAUUGGCACUCAAGAAGGGGACAUGCAACCCCCCAAAAAAGUUUCAACAAAUUCUCUGCUCACAUUCUUUGCCAACAGUGGCCACCCAUUUGUUCAGUUUCUUGUGCACUAAACAUCCUUAAAGUGUUCAUAUUUCUUGCGUUUACUACAAGUAAAAGUAAAUUCUGAUGUACUUUUCAUUCUAGAAAUAGUAACAAGGCUGCAGUUUAACGUCAGUGAUGUGUAAUUGAUCAUAGUCAAAUUCACCAUUGAGGAAGUAUCACUUGAGCAACAAGGCAUGUGGCUGGAUUGAACAUUUUUUCUGGGCUUGUAUUGGCCGGCUUGAACAGGAAAGGGUUAAAAUAGAGGAAAUUGUUCGUCGCAUGCUAUUUCUUGCACUGAAAACAUCCCGAUUUUUUUUGCUCAGAAUUUGUAAGGUGCCAAGUGCAGUGAAAAGAGAAAAAAAAAUUAGAUAAAAAAAAAUAA
This is a messenger RNA of Aplysia californica (California sea hare), 1757 nucleotides long. Its product is annotated as caspase-3. Gene Ontology annotation, cellular component: cytoplasm. Bases 181 to 1062 code for a protein of 293 amino acids. The record is from RefSeq and is a predicted model, not a curated record. Lineage: Eukaryota; Metazoa; Mollusca; Gastropoda; Aplysiida; Aplysiidae. Gene Ontology annotation, biological process: proteolysis; apoptotic process. The transcript is spliced from 6 exons.